GGGCAGGGCAGGGGAGGGGUCGCGCGCGCCUGGCAGGAGGGUCCCGGCUCGUGAGGGGCGCGUGCAGCCGCCGGCGGGAGCGCGAGGCCGCUUCCCUCAGGGCGCCUCCGCCGCGCGCGAGGGCGGGAGCGGCCGCAGGGCUCGGCCAGGCGCGUUGGGUGGGGGCGGGCAGCCGGCGCCCCUCAGGGCCUGCGAAGAGGCGCGUCGCUGCGGGGUCGGCACGGCCGCGGCGCAUCGCAGCCCGGCGGUGUGGUGGCGGCGGGGCCCCUCGAGCGGCGGGCGGCCUCUGCGCUCCGCCGGUGCUAGCCAGCCAGCGGCCGUGCGAGCGGAGAGCGACCGGAGAGCUUCGGGGGUUGAACACCCUUCGCCGUUAACGAACGGACAUCCCAAUUUAGUUAUUUUUGAGUCAUCAGUACUGUCAGCGUUACUGCCGUUCCGUUAGCGUGCUUUGCGUCAGAAGCGUCGUGCGACGGCUUCUAAAGUUGGUGGUACUUAGUGCAUCCAGGAAAUGCUUGUUUCUUCAUUCCCCAGAGAAGAAGUCCGCUGUACACAGCAGAACCUAAAGGGCUGACUAGGGAACCUUAACCUUGCCUGCCUCUUCUGACAUUGACUUCUAUAAAAUGGGAAUACUUAUUGCAGUACUUGGAAUCUGGUUCAGCUCUUCACUUGUAAAAGGAGAUUCUAAGGCUGUGACAACAUCUCUAACUGCAAAGUGGUCUUCAACUCCUUUAUUACUUGAAACAAGUGAAUUUUUAUCAGAAGAAGGUCAAGAAAAAUUCUGGAAUUUUGUGGAAGCCAGUCAAAAUAUUAAGACAUCUGAACAUGAUGGUAGCUAUUAUUCGUCUUACCAUGAAAUGCUGAAAGUAGCCUGCCAGAGUCUGUCACCUUUGCAGCAGAAUUUGUUGAAAUUUUCCUUGUCCUUACGCUCUUAUUCUGCAACAGUUCAAGCUUUUCAACAGAUAGCAGCAGAUGAACCUCCACCAAAGGGCUGUACCUUGUUUUUUGCUGUGCAUGGGGAGAAGACAUGUGAAUUUGACUCUCUUGGAAACCUUUUACAGACAGCUUCAGAAAGGCCAAAGCCAUUUUUGUUCAAAGGGGACCAUAAGUACCCAGUGGCAAACCCCGAAAGUCCUGUUGUUAUACUUUACGCUGAGAUUGGCUCAGAGGAGUUCUACAGAUACCACAAGAGGCUUGUUUUAAAGGCUGAGGCAGGAGAAAUCACUUACGUGCUCAGACACUAUAUUGCUAAUCCCAGUAAAGAAAAAGUCUACCUCUCUGGCUAUGGUGUGGAACUGGCUAUUAAAAGUACAGAAUAUAAGGCCAAGGAUGAUACACAGGUGAAAGGCACAGAUGUGAAUGCUACAGUAAUAGAUGAGAAUGACCCUAUUGAUGAAGUGCAAGGAUUUCUGUUUGGAAAACUAAGGCAGUUGUAUCCUGACUUGACAGAAGAGCUGAAAGAACUUAGAAAACACCUCGUGGAAAGUACCAAUGAAAUGGCACCUUUGAAAGUAUGGCAGUUACAAGAUUUAAGUUUUCAAACUGCUGCUCGCAUUUUGACUGCUCCUCCUGUGGAUGCUUUGAUGGUCAUGAAAGAUCUCAGUCAGAACUUUCCUACAAAGGCCAGAGCCAUAACAAAAACAGUUGUUUCUUCGGAACUCAGAGCAGAAAUUGAAGAGAACCAAAAGUAUUUCAAAGGAACAUUAGGAUUACAACCAGGAGAUUCUGCCCUGUUCAUCAAUGGACUACUUAUUGAUUUAGACACUCAGGACAUAUUUAGCUUGAUUGAUGUGCUACGCAAUGAAGCCCGUGUUAUGGAAGGCCUGCACAGCUUAGGAAUUGAGGGUCUUUCCCUGCACAAUGUUCUGAAGCUGAACAUCCAGCCAUCAGAUUCCGACUAUGCUGUGGACAUCAGAAGUCCUGCUAUUUCAUGGAUCAACAAUCUUGAAGUUGACAGUCGGUAUAAUUCCUGGCCUUCCAACGUGCAAGAACUGCUGCGUCCCACAUUUCCAGGCGUGAUCAGACAAAUUAGAAAAAACUUCCAUAAUUUUGUGCUGAUAGUAGAUCCUACUCACGAGACCACAGCGGAAUUACUGAAUGUGGCAGAGAUGUUCUUCAGUAACCACAUCCCACUGAGGAUAGGACUAGUCUUUGUGGUUAAUGAUUCAGAGGAUGUUGAUGGACUUCAGGAUCCUGGUGUUGCCCUCCUUAGGGCAUACAAUUAUGUGGCACAAGAAAUGGACAAUAACUAUGCUUUCCAGACUGUCAUGUCUAUAUAUAACAAAGUGAAAACAGGAGAUCAGCUGAAAGUGGAGCAUGUGGUUAGUGUUCUUGAGAAACAGUAUCCUUACGUGGAAGUCAGCAGCAUUCUGGGAAUUGAUUCUGCCUAUGAUCAAAACAGAAAGGCAGCAAAAGGUUACUAUGAGCAAACAGGUGUAGGUCCUCUCCCUGUUGUGCUGUUCAAUGGGAUGCCUUUUCAAAAAGAUCAGCUGGAUCCUGAUGACCUAGAAACCGUGACAAUGCACAAAAUCCUGGAAACUACAAGCAUCUUCCAGCGAGCCGUGUACCUGGGUGAAUUAUCAAAUGACCAAGAUGUGGUUGAGUACAUAAUGAACCAGCCUAAUGUUGUUCCAAGAAUUAACUCAAGAAUCUUAACGUCUGACAGAGAGUACCUAGAUCUGACAGGAAUGAAUAACUUUUACGUGGAUGACUUUGCUAGAUUUACCACGUUGGAUUCCAAAGAUAAGACGGCUGCUGUUGCAAACAGCAUGACCUACUUAACAAAGAAAGGAAUGUCUUCCAAGGAGAUCUAUGAUGAUUCCUUUGUUAGACCAGUUACUUUUUGGAUUGUUGGUGAUUUUGAUAAACCUUCAGGGAGGCAAUUGUUGUAUGAUGCAAUUAAACAUCAGAAAUCCAGCAAUAAUGUUCGCAUUAGCAUGAUUAACAAUCCUAGUGAAGAUCCAAAUAGCCAGAAUACACUUGUUGCUAAAGCCAUAUGGGCAGCUCUACAGACACAAACGUCAAAUAAUGCCAAGAACUUCAUCACCAAAAUGGCAAAAGAAGAAAUUGCAAAGGCACUAGAGGCAGGAGCCGACAUCUUAGAGUUUGCUGUUGGGGGUAUGGAUAUCAAUAAUUUCAAAGAAGCCUUUGAAUCUCCCAAGGUGGAUUUUAUUCUGUCCCAUGCUAUAUAUUGCAGAGAUGUUCUAAAGCUGAAGAAGGGGCAGAGGGCUGUGAUCAGCAAUGGAAGGAUUAUUGGCCCAUUAGAGGAUGGUGAGAUGUUCAAUCAGGAUGAUUUUCAUCUCCUUGAGAAUAUCAUACUAAAGACAUCAGGACAGAAAAUCAAAUCUCAGAUUCAGCAGCUGGGCUUUGAAGAAGAUCUUGCAAGUGACUUGGUAAUGAAAGUGGAUGCUCUUCUUUCUGCUCAACCAAAAGGAGAAGCAAGGAUUGAGUAUCAUUUUUUUGAAGAACGAUACAGUGCAGUUAAACUGAGACCAAAAGAGGGGGAGACAUACUUUGAUGUUGUGGCUAUUGUUGAUCCUGUGACCAGAGAUGCUCAAAGACUUGCUCCGUUACUUUUGGUUUUGAACCAAUUGAUAAAUAUGAACCUAAGAGUGUUUAUGAACUGCCAGUCCAAACUUUCUGACAUGCCACUGAAAAGCUUUUAUCGCUAUGUUUUGGAGCCAGAGAUUUCUUUCACAGCAGAUAAUAACUUUGCUCCAGGACCAAUUGCCAAGUUUUUGGAUAUGCCCCAGUCUCCACUCUUCACUUUGAACCUAAAUACUCCUGAGAGCUGGAUGGUGGAAUCUGUCAGAACCCCAUAUGACCUUGAUAAUAUUUACUUAGAGGAGGUGGAUAAUGUUGUAGCUGCAGAAUAUGAAUUGGAGUAUCUGCUUCUGGAAGGACACUGCUAUGACAUUACUACUGGACAGCCACCUCGGGGACUCCAGUUUACACUGGGAACUUCAACCAGUCCUGUCAUUGUUGAUACCAUUGUUAUGGCCAACUUGGGUUACUUCCAGCUAAAAGCUAAUCCUGGUGCAUGGACUCUAAGACUCAGAAAGGGCAGAUCUGAGGAUAUCUACAGAAUCUACAGCCAUGAUGGCACAGACUCUCCACCUGAAGCCAGUGACGUUAUUGUUGUUCUCAACAACUUCAAGAGCAAAAUUAUUAAAGUGAAGGUUCAGAAAAAACUAGAUAUGAUGAAUGAAGAUCUACUAAGCGAUGGUACCAGUGAGAAUGAAUCUGGAUUUUGGGAGUCUCUCAAAUGGGGAUUCACAGGAGGACAAAAGAAUGAAGAUGUGAAACAGGAUAAAGACGAUGUACUAAAUAUAUUCUCUGUGGCUUCAGGACACCUGUAUGAAAGAUUCCUACGCAUAAUGAUGUUGUCUGUGCUGAAACAUACUAAGACGCCUUUAAAGUUUUGGUUUCUGAAGAACUACUUGUCACCUACAUUCAAGGAGUUCAUCCCAUACAUGGCAGAGAAGUAUAAUUUCCAGUAUGAGCUUGUCCAGUAUAAAUGGCCACGCUGGCUUCAUCAGCAAACAGAGAAACAGCGCAUCAUCUGGGGUUACAAGAUCCUCUUUCUAGAUGUGCUUUUCCCAUUAGCUGUUGAUAAAAUCCUGUUUGUGGAUGCUGAUCAGAUUGUGCGCACAGAUCUAAAGGAAUUAAGAGAUUUCAAUCUAGAUGGUGCUCCUUAUGGAUAUACUCCGUUCUGUGACAGUCGAAGAGAAAUGGAUGGCUACAGGUUCUGGAAAUCGGGAUACUGGGCAAGUCAUUUAGCUGGAAGAAAAUACCAUAUCAGUGCUCUGUAUGUCGUGGAUCUGAAGAAGUUCAGAAAGAUAGCAGCUGGAGAUCGACUCAGAGGACAGUAUCAGGGUCUUAGUCAGGAUCCCAACAGUCUAUCCAACCUCGAUCAGGAUUUGCCUAACAACAUGAUCCACCAGGUCCCAAUUAAAUCACUCCCACAGGAGUGGCUUUGGUGUGAAACAUGGUGUGAUGAUUCCUCAAAGAAGAGAGCAAAAACCAUUGAUCUGUGUAAUAACCCAAUGACCAAAGAGCCCAAGUUGCAAGCAGCGAUGCGUAUAGUUCCAGAAUGGCAGGACUAUGAUCAAGAAAUCAAACUGCUCCAUAGUCUUUUCCAAAAAGAAAAAGAAAUGCGAACACCAGCUAAGAUGCCAGGACAACACACACAUGAUCCAGCAGCACAUGUGGAAUUAUGAUCCAUGGAAAAAAAUUCAAGUUAGACUGUUUCAUAGACAAUUUUUAUAUUGAAAGCUAGUUUUUUCCGGUAUGUCUGCAAAACUGCUGAAUAAUUGAAUGGGAUGAUGUAUGCAUUUUUAUUACUUGCCUUUGGGUUAAUUUCUGCAUAUGAAAUAGAAUCUGGAUUGCUGGAAUUAGCAUUACUGGUUUUUUGCACCUGUGGUGGAGAUGAAAGAGCCCAUGAUGGAAUUUAGCAUUUCAGAAACAAAACUUCAAAAUCCACUGGAAAAGCCGCAGCCUGUUCCUUCAGCUGUUGCCACCUCCACCAUUGAUGAAGAUCCUGUUAGCCUCAGAUCUAACUUGAGAGCCUGAAAAUCGCAGAGCCACUGAGCCAUUGGCUAGAACAUAAGCCGUAACCUCAACUGCUGGAGGUAAUUUUUCCAAGUAACAUUAAAAGGCUCACAAUCACGCCUUGAAUUUGGGAUACUGUUUUAUUUGCAAGUUUUCAAACUGUAAGAAAUGCUUCUCAGAUUUGUUCAGUAUGCCCUUGAUUUUAUAACAAAUCCAGCAUUACUUAGAUUUUCUAUUGCCUAUCUUCAUUUAUUGCCCAACUUUUGAAGGUUUGGCUUAAUGUGAAGCUACCACAAUUUAUUUAAAUGCCCAUCCAAAAACAAAUGCCUACACUUACAAAAUGAGCAGAACAUUGAAUUUGACAGCUCAGUUCAUCCUAGCCCCUCAGACUUGAAUCAAAGUGUCCUCCUUCCUUCCUGCUCAACAUUUAAAUCAGUCUGCAAAACUGGUCAGGCCUUACUAUUGCUGUGGUUCACUGAUUCAUGAAUGUUUUUUGUUUAUGAAAAAUCUGUGGAAGCUUGGAAGUUUUUCAUCAUGUAAAUUUCAUUAACUUUAUUUUUCUUCAAACAGAGAUGUCACUUCAAUAAAAACUUUGGAGUUCUUAGGUCUUAA
Grus americana (Whooping crane) is the source of this 6159-nucleotide messenger RNA. It is a transcript of the gene UGGT1, whose product is annotated as UDP-glucose glycoprotein glucosyltransferase 1. The transcript has 42 exons. Gene Ontology annotation, cellular component: endoplasmic reticulum. The record is from RefSeq and is a predicted model, not a curated record. Gene Ontology annotation, molecular function: UDP-glucose:glycoprotein glucosyltransferase activity. The coding region runs from base 621 to 5216 and encodes 1531 amino acids. NCBI's taxonomy places the organism in Eukaryota, Metazoa, Chordata, Aves, Gruiformes, Gruidae.